AUGUGUAUCACGGGGUGGGAAAAAUGGUGGCAAGUACCCGUGUACAGAAGCUCCUCCGACGAUACAAACUUGCAAUCGCUGCCGCUCUGACAAUUCUUUUGAUCCAAGGGUUGGUAGUAUGGAGUCUAAGGAGUCUCGAGGAAGGAGAGGCAGAGCAGAAGCAUCGGCGCUCUAAGCUGCCCGACCACAACAACCAGGACCUGAAGCAAGACCCUGAGGUGUGGGAGAGACAGAAUGCCUUGUCUGGUGGCUACCACGGCCAGUUGAGGCGGGGCUUGGAGCGUGCUGCUGUCACUCGGGCCCUCAAGAGGUCGGGCCGGCGCCGAGCCAAGCCCCCCUUGAUUGACAAGAGUCUGGCAGGACAGGGCAUAGCAGCAGAUGGCGCUGCCCCCUACGACCCUUCUAGCAGCCGUAACUUCACCGAAGUGCGGCAGGGGGACGGGUCCAAGGUCCCAUUGGGUGCACCAGGAGAGCCAGGGAGUGUGGAGGGGGCUCCACAGGCCCCCAGCAAUGACUUUGUGCCCAAAUGUGAGAUCUCGGGGAAGGACGCCCUGUCUGCUCUGCACCGUGCCAGCUCGAGGCAGUGCCGUCAGGAGAUUGCCAACAUUGUGUGCCAGCACCAAGCUGGAGAGCUGAUGCCCCAGGCUCUGCCCCAAUUCUGCCCACAGCAUGUCCUGUCCAGCGCAGCCCAGCAAGCUGACAUCACAGACAAAGAUCUGUCUAAGGUGGAGAACCCAGUGAGGGUGGCCUUCGUGCUGAUGGUCCAUGGCCGGGCCAUCCGGCAGCUCAAGCGGCUCCUCAAGGCCAUCUAUCACAAAGAGCAUUUCUACUACAUCCACGUGGAUAAGCGCUCCGGCUACCUUCAUCGCCAAGUCCUGCAAAUAGCUGAGUUGUAUCCCAACGUGAGGGCCACACCCUGGCGCAUGGUCACUAUCUGGGGCGGGGCCAGCUUGCUAAAGGCCUACCUACGCAGCAUGCAGGACCUGCUCUCAAUGAUCGACUGGAAGUGGGACUUUUUCAUCAACCUCAGUGCCACCGACUUCCCUACCAGGACCAACGAUGAACUGGUGGCUUUUCUCUCGCAGAACCGUGACAAGAACUUCCUGAAAUCUCAUGGCCGAGAGAAUGCCAGGUUUAUUAAGAAGCAGGGCCUGGACCGGCUCUUUCAUGAGUGUGAUAACCACAUGUGGCGUCUAGGGGAGCGGGCCAUCCCCGAUGGCCUGGAGGUGUCGGGCGGCUCGGACUGGUUUGCUCUGACUCGCCGCUUUGUGGAGUACGUGGUGGGCUCCCAGGACAAGCUGGUGAUGGGGCUGAAGCAGUUCUAUGCCUAUGCACUGCUCCCUGCCGAGUCUUUCUUUCACACAGUACUGGGCAACAGCCACAUGUGCAACACACUAGUGGACAACAAUCUGCGUGUAACCAACUGGAACCGGAAGCUGGGCUGUAAGUGCCAGUACAAGCACAUCGUGGACUGGUGCGGCUGCUCACCCAAUGACUUCAAACCCUCCGACCUCAUCCGAAUUCAGCAGCUGACUCGUCCCACCUUCUUCGCCCGCAAGUUCGAGUCAACUGUGAACCAAGAGGCCAUUGACAUCCUGGACACCCACCUGUAUGGGCAGCACCCCCCAGGCACGGUGGCCCUCAAGGCCUACUGGGAGAGCCUGUUUGAGCGGGAGGACAGAGUGAGCAUGCUCAGUGACGUGGCCCUCACUGCUUACUCCUCCUUCUUCAGGCUGGGUCUGCAUGCUCAACGCACAGCCCACGCCAACAGCAACACCUGCAGGUUUGAACCCGUUGGCUACCCUGUGUCUGUGCAUCUCUAUUUCUAUGACGACCGUUUCCAGGGUUACCUGGUAAGGCAGGAGGUUCAGAGCGUGACGUCUAGGGGAAGAGAAAUGCUGGAGGUGUGGGCUGUUCCUCAGGCCACACUACAGCUAGAAGGAAACCUACGUGAGUUCGAGAGGCUGAAGAACCUGGAGGUUGGAACUGACUGGGAUCCCAAGGAGAGAAUCUUCCGGAAUUUUGGCAGUGUGAUGGGUCCUCUAGAUGAGCCUGUGGCGGUGCAGAAGUGGGCUCGUGGCCCCAACCUCACAUGCACCAUAGUGUGGAUUGACCCUGCACAGGUGGUGGCAGCCUCGUAUGACAUCAGCGUGGACGUCGAGGCAGAGUUCACCCAGUACAAGCCACCACUGCAGCGCCCUCUCAGGCCUGGAGUAUGGACAGUCCGUGUGCUGAGGCUGUGGGAGCGGGUGGCAGAAGCUCGCUUUCUGGUUAUGCCUCUGGCCUUUAAAGGACGGGAGCCUCUUCGCAAAGAGGACCACGGCUGGCUGCAUGCAGGUCCUCCUGGAAACCUGUACUUGGAGCAAAGCUUCCAGCAGCUGGCACAAGUGCUAAAGUUGCCCUCCAUGGAGCACCCCCUGGAGGAAGCCCAGAAGAAGGCCUCUCUGGUGGGCAAGGAUCUGGAGGCCUGGGUGGACAGCUUGGUGGGGGCCUUCUGGGUGACUGGAGAUGUAUGUUCCACCCAGACUUCCCAAUGCCCCACGGUAGCCCAGUGUGCCAAGGCCACCUGGAGCUCAUUGUCACCAGACCCCAAAUCAGAACUGGGACCAGUCAAAAGCAACGGCCGCAUCAGGUAGCCCCGAUAGUUGGGACAACUGACAGGGAGGACAUGAUACCGAAAUGCAGGAUAGAGUGACACUAAAAAUGGUCCCUGUGUGUGAUGUUUACGGGAUAGUCUCUCCGAUUGUCCCACUGCUAGAGGUACCACAGGGGUGUGAUUGAGACACCUUCUGUUGAGAGUAUAUGAUGUGUGUCAGGAAGAAUCUGCAAGAGGAGUUACUGACAUUUGCACAUGAGGACAGUCUUGAUUAUUUUUUUAAUGUCCAUUAAUGUGUCAUUGCUCAGAUGUCAUGCAAACAUUACAAGGUUUUGUGGUCUGUCUACAUACAGUCAUUUUUGACUGGAUUGAUUAUUCAUAAUGAUGGGACGAUGACCCUUCAUGUCAGUACUUUUUAAUGUUUUAUUUGCAAGAUCAACAAGAACAACAGUGCACAUUUUCUUUUUCUGUGAAUAAGCUUAGCCAAAUUCUUAUUUGAAGCUCUACUACCUGUUGAAGGCGAGUGGUUGGAGUUCUCGGGCCUGUAUACCUUAUGCUUAUUUUGAAGCAUUACUAUCAGUACUUCAGAAGCAGAUCAAUGAAGUGCACUUUACUGUAAGUCAAAGGUCUUCUCUGUACUAAUACUGAGAUGCAGAAAGGUGGAGCUUUUGAAGCCACUGGAGGUCAGUUUAUCACUGGCUCCUUUCAAUCAUAUUUCAAAUGCUGCUUACCCAGUCACAGUGUCACCAUCAUGUGGACUCAUUAUGUGCAAUGUACAAACUAAAUGAAAUGGACAAAUGGCUCUAAUAACAUCUGUCCAUCAGGAGAGAGGAUUUGAAGAUUGUGAGGGUUAGGACUUUGUGACUUUUGUAAUGCUGUGAUUGCCUUUCAUGCUCAUUUUGAAUGGCUUCAGUGAAAACUUUGCCAUAUAGAUGUUUACCACUUCAUUGACCAUUACUGCAAAUGCGAGCAGGGAAAUCCUACAGUAUGGACUGCACAAUUUGAAAAUGCUUUGUCUGACCCUUGUGAGGAUCAAUGGAAACGGUCUUCUUACUGUCUUAUGGCUGUAUGCCUGCCACAAUAGAAGAAUUUCUUACUAAUUCCUGAUCUUUGGUCAUUGGUCAUUCAUUGCUCACUCGUAGUUCUUUAGGCUCAAGCUGUUGGGGGCCAUCAUGAGUGUGAUUUAGGAGGCACCCAAGCCCCUUGGUACUCACUGAGUUUACUGAAUUGCAAUAGAAAGUCCCUUAGGAAUAUUGUUUAUUCUUGUUGUAAAUGCUAACAGUUGUCCUCUGAAUCUAGUCUUAAUUACAUUCAUAUAAUUUUCCAUUUCAGUGUAGUACUGCAAAGAAAUGCAGGAUAAAUGUGGUUAGCUAAACAUAUCACCACUGAAAUAUGUUGUCAUCUAUUUGUCACUUUCUGUGGUAUGUUAUCUGUAUCGUGAGUAGUGUUGGUUUGUUUUUUUUGUUUUUGUUUUUUGUUUAUCAGUCUUUCCUUCUGGCUUUGAGGAUAUUUAACUGAGAUAUGGUGGAAAAAAACAUCGGGCAAUGUAUAUGGGCUGUCUUUGCACAGCCAAUUAGUUACUCCUCUUCCAUUGUAGCUUGGUAGUGUUUUCUAAAGUCAUGUUUCAGAAUUGCAGUGACCAUGAAAAUCAUCAUUUAAAUGUGUAACUUUUUUUUGCAGCUGUGUCCCAGUGAAUUUAAGUGACCUUUUUGUAUUCUCUCUCCUGCUUCAGAGAAGCCCAUGGUUUUUGAAAAAGACAUGUAUAGUGGUGCAUUGUGAGAAUGAAUGAAUGAAUGAUUUUUCUAUUUAUAGUCCUCUUUAGCGAGGAAAGUCAUGUUUUCACACAUGUGGAGAACGCUGCUUUAGUCCGUAGUCUGUCACCACUCCUGCGCUGUCUUUCUUUCUUGCUCUCCUGUGAAAUGGUACCUGGAGCAGAGGUUCUGCUCCUAGAGUCUUGGGACAUGGUAAUCAACAGAUGGCUUUACUUGUUGAGAAGGGUGGUGUGAAAAAGAAAUGGUAAAAGGGAAGAGCAGAAAUAUGUCUGCUAAAGGCACAAUAAAUAUCAAAAAUAAUGGUACAGUGUGAUCAUUUACCACAGUCACUUAAUAAAUUUGCUCCUAUAUGUUUCUUAAAAUUUA
Electrophorus electricus (electric eel) is the source of this 4734-nucleotide messenger RNA. RefSeq names its product xylosyltransferase II (gene xylt2). The record is from RefSeq and is a predicted model, not a curated record. Gene Ontology annotation, cellular component: membrane. NCBI's taxonomy places the organism in Eukaryota, Metazoa, Chordata, Actinopteri, Gymnotiformes, Gymnotidae. Gene Ontology annotation, biological process: heparan sulfate proteoglycan biosynthetic process; chondroitin sulfate proteoglycan biosynthetic process. Gene Ontology annotation, molecular function: protein xylosyltransferase activity.